AGAGACAGAGUGGCAGGGAGAGGGAGAGUACAGACUCAGCUGUUCAUGGAUCUCUAGCAGAGAGAACCAGGACCAGGACCGAACCAGCCUCCAGCAGUUGACACCGAUCAUGGAAUCCACACCCCGGGGAGCGAGCGGCGGAGCGGCAGUCAGUCUGGAAGCUCCUGACUCUAGCCACUUCUCGGGUUUGUGGCCCCCUCUGGUUCUCUGAAGCCGGCGGAGGAACGUCACCGGAAGCCCAGGCUCUGGCUCAAUAGACUGUGUCCGAGUGUGUGUGCAUCGGACAGGAAGAUCCCGUGCCAUAAAAGUCCAUGCGUCCCACGGAGUUUUGUUUUCGGGUCAGAACCAGGCACAAUCAGCGCGGCGUCAUUUAUUUAAACUGCAGCGGAGCGCAGCGGGAAGGAUGCGGAGUUUAUUCCUGCUGUGUGUGCAGCGCUGUGCGUGGAGCAAAGCGAAACGGAUCGGCGUGAAGAGGAGAGACUUUCUACUUUCCUGAAGGUUUGUGUGCAAAGCCACAGAGGUCUUUUGUUGAAGAACUAUGGUCAGGUCAUGACGAGAAGAUCCCCAGGCAUGCAUACAGCUUCAUCAGUGCUCGGCACCAAGCUCUGAAUUCUACUUGGCUAACAGAUGGAGAAAAUGUGAUGGACUUUAUGAACCAUCUCAGAAAUGGGUGGGUGUGGUAAUUAGUGUAUUCACAUUUUUUGCGAACCUCAGGACAACCAAUUACUGAGGAAUUGCUGAGGACUUUUUGCAGGACCAGGAUGGACACAAUGUUUAAAUCUUAUGAUUCUUUUGCUGGAAUUCUUGAUUCUUAUUAUUUUCUUAAAUCCUAUAGUUACUUUCUUUAAUGUUGCUCUAUUGAACCAUAUGAAAUGGAGAUACUGUGGCAUUUAUGGAGUAAGGACUGGACCUCCUUAGUAAGACCGUGGAUUCCCAUACUGCUGGGCCUUCAUCUCCAGUUCUUACAAGCCUCCAACUGUCCCGAAGAGUGCCGCUGUGACCGUACCUUUGUUUACUGCAAUGAGCGGAGCUUGACCUCAGUGCCUCUGGGAAUUGGUGAGGGCUACAAGACCCUCUACCUCCACAACAAUCUGAUCAAUAACGCUGGCUUUCCCCUAGAACUGCACCAUGUGGCCUCUGUGGAAACUGUGUAUCUCUAUGGCAACCAGCUUGACGAGUUCCCAGUUAACCUGCCAAAAAAUGUAAAGGUUCUCCAUCUGCAGGAGAACAACAUUCAGACCAUCACUAGAGCUGCUCUGGCUCAGCUUCUUCAGCUGGAGGAGCUGCAUUUGGAUGAUAACUCCAUUUCUACUGUUGGAGUGGAAGAAGGGGCAUUUCGGGAAGCUUUGAGCCUAAAGAUGCUAUUCUUGACCAAAAACCACCUGAGCAGCGUGCCUAUUGGUCUCCCAGAUGACCUGAAGGAGUUAAGGUUGGAUGAGAAUCGGAUCGCAGUCAUUGCAGAGGAAGCAUUUCAGAAUGUCACCCAGCUGGAACGCCUGCUUUUAGAUGGAAACCUGCUGACAGAUGAAGGGAUCACACCUGGGACUUUUCAAGCCCUGGUCACCCUAAGGGACCUGUCUCUAGCACGGAACUCGUUAACUUACCCUCCCCCGUUCCUCCCUGGGGAGAUGCUUGUUAAGUUAAACUUUCAGGAAAAUCAAAUAAGUAAGAUCCCUGUGAAAGCACUGGCAGGUUUACACAGGCUGGAGAAGUUAGAUCUUUCUAGCAACCAGCUACAGAUGCUGGGGAGGGGCGUCUUUGAUGGCCUUGGAAGUCUCAGGCAGCUCACCGUCCGGAACAACCCGUGGCUCUGUGAUUGUGGCAUGCAUUGGGUGGUGUCAUGGCUCAAAUCUCUUCCUGCAUCGCUGAAUGUGCGUGGGUUCAUGUGCCAUAAACCUGAAAAGUUCCGAGGUAUGGUGAUCAGAGAGCUGAGUGCUGACCUGGUCCAUUGCUCAGAAGCUGCUUCAACAGCUGACACUGCUCUGAUUCCAUCCAUUUCCAUUUCCACAGACUUCCCUUUGGUUACUCGACAUGUUUCCUCCUCUAAACGACCCCUAACCACACUACCCACCCUCUACACUAUCUACACAACCAGGGAGGAUGGACUGAGGACUAAGCAGCCUCUACAGGUCACUUUCACCAUAUUAAAUGGGUCAGAUAUCCAUGUACGCUGGUUGGCCUCUUUUCCAGUCACUGCCUACAAGGUGACCUGGGCCAGGAUGGAGCCCAGUUUGACCGGAGACACGGUCAGAGAGAGGAUAGUGGGUGGGGAUCAUCGGGGAAUCCGACUGACUAAUCUUGAGCCCAAGUCUACCUAUCGGAUCUGCAUUAUUCCCUUGGAUGCUUUCAAUAAUUACAGGCCCAAGGAUGACACUGUGUGCACCGAGGCCGUGACAACUGCUGCCUUUUUUAGCCCAGAUAACAACAACAGGAGACGUUCUGGGCUUGAGCAGGCAACGCAGCCAGAGUCUGGCUCACCACUCCUGCUGGCUGGGCUCAUUGGUGGGGCUGUGAUUGUCGUGUUGGUGGUCCUGCUCAGUAUCUUCUGCUGGCACAUGCACAAGAAAAGUCGCUCGGAGUGGAAGUACAACCGGGGACGUAGAAAAGAUGAUUAUUGUGAGGCUGGCACCAAGAAAGACAACUCUCUCCUGGAAAUGACUGAAACAGGCUUCCAGAUAAUGUCGCUCAACAACGAGCAGCUCAUCAAGGGAAAUUUUCGCAUUCAGCCUAUCUACAGCCCUAAUGGGGGUCUAAGCUUUAGAGACUCCCCCACAGUGAACAACAGCACAAUGUACUGCAAGAACAAUGUCCAGGAUCAUGACUCAUGAUGGUUCCAGAAACCAUCAGGAAUAUUUUUCCUGAAACUUCUCAGACUUUUUUGAACUCUGUAAAGUUCAUAUGUUUUAAAAAGCUAUGUCUUCAAAAUUGUAAUUUAUACAGUUGACUUGACCUUCUCUUUUACAUAACAUUGUUGGAUUUAUAGGUUCUUGUUUUAUGACGUUGUGAUGUUGCAGUUCUGUGCACAAACACAUUGAAAAGAAACAAAACAUUUGUUUAUCUUUAAGAAUUGAGGAUGGCUUCUUUUACUGCUAUUAUGUAAGGUUUUUCCCUGCGACCCACUAUGGAAUAAGAGGAAGAAAAUGACGGACUGACUGUCAGGAAACUUGGAUGGAAUUGGAGGAGAACAUGUUCACCACUAGAGGGUGUAGGUUUCCUCUUAUGAGCUCUGUGAAGCUGAGGUCUGGUAAUAUUUUUAGAUCCCCGAAGAAUGUUGAACCAUAUGCAAACCAUUUUCUCUCUAUUUCAGGAAGAAUUUUAAAGGUCACAAUUCAUUAAACACUAAGAAAGUGACAGGCUGCAGAGCUUUCACUUGCAUCUCCAUUUUAAUACAUCAUCACAGCAAAAAGGGUCUUGUUAUCAGCAUUUGCUGUGUUUGGUGGGGGUGUCACAAAGCGAGGUGCAAAAAAGCACAACCUCUGAAUGUUUAAUCUCCUGGAAGCAAAAUCUUUGUUUUGUGUUCAAUACUGACCAUUUUUCAGCAGAACAAUUUAUAAAUGUGCCUUGAAGAUAUCAGCUUAAAAUGUGUUUAACAUCCAUAUUUUUGCACAAGAUGUAUCCUUGUAUAUACAAUUUAAUGGAUUAUUGUGAGUUAUACUUGCUUUUCUUUAUUUAUUUAUCUCAUGACACAUUUAAAUAAAACAUAUCUCCAAAUGGGAAUUAAUUUCAAA
Molecule: messenger RNA, 3728 nt
Organism: Girardinichthys multiradiatus
Lineage: Eukaryota; Metazoa; Chordata; Actinopteri; Cyprinodontiformes; Goodeidae
Product: leucine-rich repeat transmembrane protein FLRT2
Exons: 2
Coding region: 873-2828 (651 amino acids)
Molecular function (GO): protein binding
Source: RefSeq, a predicted model, not a curated record